Messenger RNA from Aegilops tauschii subsp. strangulata, 552 nucleotides. RefSeq lists its product as uncharacterized. The record is from RefSeq and is a predicted model, not a curated record. Lineage: Eukaryota; Viridiplantae; Streptophyta; Magnoliopsida; Poales; Poaceae.
AUGGACAGUGGAGAUGAGUUUUUCUUCCACCAUUUCAUUUGUUCAUCGGACGAUUCGUCGUCGGAUGAUGAAGAUCUUGUGGUGGCUGCACUGGUCGUUCACGACCACAUUCAACGGCAGCUUCCUCGGUAUAGGGGGUCACUCCCUGGCCGUGCUCCCAACCUGAACCGCAACAGGGAGAGAGGCCACGCCCUGCUCUAUGCCGAUUACUUUGCCAACACCCCGCUCUUCAAGCCGGAUAAAUUCCGUCGCCAUUUUCGAAUGGCAAGGCAUGUGUUCAAUCGUAUCCGAGAGGGAGUGGUUGCUCAUGACCCAUACUUCGAGUGCAAGACGGACGCCCUUGGCAAGCUUGGAUUCUCCUCUUACCAGAAAUGCACCGCGGCCAUCUGCAUGCUUGCAAAUGGAAUUCCAGGCGAUCUGGUGGAUGAGUAUGUGCGUAUGAGUGAGACAACAUGUCUGAUGUCAAUGUACAAGUUCUGCCAGGCUGUGAUCGAGGUGUUUGGCCCGGAGUACUUGAGGCAGCCAACUGCCGCUGAUACAGAGAGAUUGUAG